UUAGAAACUUUUAAAAAGGCAUCUUUCAAAGUGCACCUUGCUCUUAAGGUUCUAAAAAGUUAAUAGAGUUUUUGGAUCACAAAAUAAGACAAUAAAUUGAUUGUUAAUCUAAGGCGAAAAACACAUUUUGGUCCCUACAUUUUGACUCGAUUCCCGUUUUAGUCCCUAAGUUUUUUUUUUACCGCUUUUAGUCCCUCUCCAGAAAAACGGUUCCAUUUUAGUCCCUACCAUUACUUCAUAAACGGAUAUUGCUGAUGUGGCAAACGGUAUUGGUAGUCAAUAAUAAAAUAAUGUCUACAGUACCACUGUUAGUUACUCCCGCCCCUUCCUAGUCACUUGCCACUCACAUGACGGUCCCUAACCAAGCAAAACCCCAAAUCACCCAAAUAGAAAUCCCUAACCCCCAAAUUUCCUCAGCUCCUCGCUCAUCAGUCACCACACGGAUUGAAGUCCCUCACCAGUUACGAACUCAAAAACACCUUCAAAUCAAUUGCUCCUCGCUCACCACACAGCCGAAAACCAUCUUCAAAUCAACUGCUUUCCAUGGAUUCAAGCUCGACGUUAUCGAGUGGAAGCUUGAGGAAAAGGGGCCCAGCCCGAUGCUUCUGCUCGGAGAGACCCGUUGUGGUCGUUUCGUGGACAUCUGACAACCCUGGAAGCAGGUUCCACGGUUGUCCAAAUUACUGGGUUGGACGCAAGUGUAAAUUUUUUCAGUGGCUUGAUGAUGAAAUCUGCGAGCGUGGGAAAGUGCUGAUUCCGGAGCAGAGGCAACGGAUUUUGACCCUUGAAGCUCAAAUUGUAGGCUACAGGAAGAGAGAGAAGAGGCUGCUCAUUUGCCUGGGGCUGUCUCUGGUGAUAAGUGGGAUGCUACUUUGUUUGAUGCUUCUUCUGGUUGGCUAAAUAGGUGGGGGGGAAUGGGUCAUUAGGUGGGUAGGUGUUAGUGGAAAAAGGCUUGAAUUUUGUUGUAUGUAUUAGUGGCAAAAGGCCUGAAUUUUGGUGUAUGUAUUAGUGGAAAAAGGCCAUAAUUUGUGUUGGAAUGUGUUGUUUGUAGUAGUGGGAAAAGGCCUGAUUUUUUGGUGUAAUUCUCUUUGCAAUCCAAGACUUUAGCAAUGGAAUAUGGUCUUUUUAAUUAAUCUA
Quercus robur (English oak) is the source of this 1137-nucleotide messenger RNA. RefSeq lists its product as uncharacterized. Gene Ontology annotation, molecular function: zinc ion binding. The record is from RefSeq and is a predicted model, not a curated record. Lineage: Eukaryota; Viridiplantae; Streptophyta; Magnoliopsida; Fagales; Fagaceae. The transcript has 2 exons. The coding region runs from base 544 to 900 and encodes 118 amino acids.